Molecule: messenger RNA, 1266 nt
Organism: Desarmillaria tabescens
Lineage: Eukaryota; Fungi; Basidiomycota; Agaricomycetes; Agaricales; Physalacriaceae
Product: coatomer WD associated region-domain-containing protein
Exons: 8
Coding region: 1-1266 (421 amino acids)
Biological process (GO): vesicle-mediated transport; intracellular protein transport
Cellular component (GO): membrane coat
Molecular function (GO): structural molecule activity
Source: RefSeq, a predicted model, not a curated record
AUGAAAGGUGUUGGAAGCUGGUCGAUGGACGGCAUUAACGGUGGAACCCUCUUAGGCGCCAGAGGAUCUGGUUUCAUUAUGUUCUGGGAUUGGGAGUCUGGUGAGAUCGUGCGGAGAAUAGACGUCGAGGCGCAGAAUAUCUAUUGGUCGGGAACGGGCUCGUUAGUGGCUAUUACCGCCGCCGACUCGUUCUAUAUCUUGCGGUUCGACCGUGACGCGUAUAAUGCGAAAAUUGAGGAAGGAGCAGAAAUAUCGGAUGAGGGCGUUGAAGAGGCUUUUGAAGUUGUUGCUGAUGUACAAGAAGGGUCUUUACUGAUAUCAUACUCGCAGAGUACGGACAGCAAAAUGGGUUGGCGAUUGUUUCAUCUACACAACAUCUUCCAAGCGACUGUGCCUACUUUGUGGGCAGCGAGUCAUAUACUAUCAGUCCAUUUGACACGCCUCUAUACCUCCUUGGCUACAUACCCGCCCACCCCCCGCGUCUACCUCGGCCGACAAGGAUGUCAACAUCUAGGCUACUCUCUAUCGCUCAGUGUCGUCGAAUACCAAACCGCCGUCCUCCGCGGCGACAUGGCGGGCCGCAGAACGAAAUUCUGCCAACACUCCCUAAGGAGCAGCUGGAACAAGGUCGCCCGGUUCCUUGGAAGGCCGAGACACACCCGCAUAGACCUCAAGGAACUCGCGUUGAAAGUAACGACUGAUCCAGAUCACAAAUUCGACUUGUCCCUACAACUUGAUGACUUAGACACGGCCGUAGAGAUCGCCCGCUCAAUACCGGAGUUGGAAGCCGAAGCGAAAUGGAAGUCGUUGGGUGACCGUGCACUCACUCACGGGAAAGCUUCGAGGAAAGCAAAUGAUUUGAGCGCUCUCAUGCUUCUUCUGCUCGCAAUUGGUGAUCGGGAUGGCCUGAAAGCCCUCUCGUCGAAAGCUGGUAAAGCCAAGCCAUCUUAUCAAGCUGAGAAAGGCUUGAACAACUUGGCUUUUGCGUCGAUGUUCCAGCUUGGAGAUGCCAAGUCUUGCGUGGACCUCCUGGUAAAGACACAACGAGCACCAGAGGCAGCUUUGUUUGCUAGGACGUAUGCGCCAAGCCAAGUACCCAAAGCCGUCGAUGCGUGGCAAGCGGAUCUCAAAGCCAAGAACCGACCCAAGAUCGCGGCGUCCGUUGCGCAUCCUUCGGCGAAUGCGGAUUUGUUCGAGGAGGGAUGGGCGGAUGCUUUGGCGAAGGAAUCAGGAAGUCAAAAUGCUGUUUUGGUAGAUGCGACAUGA